AUGGCAAGCGGGGACUCCGACGUCACCCGCAGAGCUUGGGAUGUGGUUCGCCUUGCGCUGCUGUGGCCGUGGAGAGGCGGGGCGUUCAGGCGGCUCCUCGCGGUCAAGUUCCGUCUCGCCGUGGCUAGAUUCGUCAAGAGCAUCGGUGGCGGUUGCGGCUACCACAGCUCGAUGCCCAUUCGUUACAGGGAGCGCGAGCUCUCGUUCGACAAGACCCUGGUCUUCCACGUCAAGAUGCAUCGACCCGGAGCAUCCACGAGGUCCCGCUUCCGCCUCCCUCGCAUCCCCUGCAUCAGCCACAAGGACGGCGACUGGGAGAGGAAGAGCCCGGUCGCUGUAGAAGACGGAGGAGAAUGUAGAUGCAGAGGUGGCGGACGAGGCGGAUGCCUUAGCUUAACCACCGCCAUCGUUCGUUGCGAUCGUCAACUUCUCUGA
Eucalyptus grandis is the source of this 435-nucleotide messenger RNA. RefSeq lists its product as uncharacterized. The transcript has 2 exons. The record is from RefSeq and is a predicted model, not a curated record. Bases 1 to 435 code for a protein of 144 amino acids. NCBI's taxonomy places the organism in Eukaryota, Viridiplantae, Streptophyta, Magnoliopsida, Myrtales, Myrtaceae.